Saprolegnia parasitica CBS 223.65 is the source of this 1356-nucleotide messenger RNA. RefSeq lists its product as hypothetical. Gene Ontology annotation, molecular function: hydrolase activity. The record is from RefSeq and is a predicted model, not a curated record. Lineage: Eukaryota; Oomycota; Saprolegniomycetes; Saprolegniales; Saprolegniaceae. The transcript has 6 exons. The coding region runs from base 28 to 1338 and encodes 436 amino acids.
UUUCGCAUUUUGCUUUCAGACACUACGAUGACGUCGGUCUUGGACCUCGCGCUGGACGCGGACAGCUACAUUGCGCUCCUCUCCAAGUUUAUGGAUGUCGCCGAACAUGUCCAGAACGCCCCGAGUCUCGGUUUGAUUCCCAAGGAAGACUUGAUCUCGGACAUCGUGCUGGACGAAUUGAGCCCGUAUCUCAAGCAGAACGGCGGCGUCAUUGAGGCCCAGCGCAUUGCGUUCCACGAAGGCCGCGGCCACUUGAUCCUCCAGUACCCCGGCGCCACCAAGCCGGAGGAAACCAUCAACUUUGUGGGCAUGCACAUGGACGUCGUGCCCGCCAACCCGGAAGGCUGGGAGCGCGACCCGUUCAAGCUCACGGUCGAAGGCGACAAGCUCUACGGGCGCGGCACGACCGACUGCCUCGGCCACGUCGCACUCGUCACGCAACUCUUCCUCGAGCUGGCCAAGAACGAGGUUGUGACCGACAAGACGAUCUCGGCGGUCUUGAUCGUCUCGGAGGAGAACGGCGACAUCGCCGGCGUCGGCGUCGAGACGCUCAUGGCCUCCGGUGCCAUCGAUUUCCUCAAGAACGGCCCGGUCUUGUGGGUCGACUGCUCGGACAGCCAGCCGUGCAUUGGCACGGCGGGGUCGCUCACAUGGACGCUCAAGGCGACCGGCAAGCUCUUCCACAGCGGCCUGCCCCAUCUCGGCAUGAACGCCCUCGAGAUGGCAAUGGACGCAGUGAACGAGCUCCAGAAGCGCUUUUACGCAGACUUUCCCCAGCACGAGAGCGAGAUCCCGUACAACUUUGCAUGCGCGUCGACGAUGAAGCCGACGCAGGUCGAAGGCUCAACGAAUGGCGUCAACCAGAUCCCGCCGUGGUGCAAGGUCUCGGGCGACGUGCGUCUCUCGCCCUUCUACGACAUGCAAGACCUCCGCGAGAAGCUCAGUAGCUACGUGGCCGAGAUGAACGAGGACAUCUCGGCGCUCGAAGGCCGUGGCCCGCACUCCAAGUACACGCUGCCCAAGGAAGACUUGGUCGGGAAGCUCGAGCUCACGCUGGGCGACCAUUCGAUUGAAGGCAUUGCGUGCGCGCUCGACUCGAUCGGCUUCCAGUCGUUCAGCGAAGCGACCAAGGCCGUCAAGGGCGAGUCCAACCCGUUUGCGAUCAUGGGGUCGCUCCCGCUGGUCCGCGACCUCCAGCGCGCGGGCUUGGACCUGACGCUCGCGGGCUUUGGCAAGAGCUCCGUCUACCACGGCGACAACGAGUUCUGCUCGUUGAGCGACAUGCAAGACGCCCUCCUCAUCCUCGGCCGCUUCAUCCACAACGUCGAUAGCGCGUAAAACCAUUUACAGACUCGU